UUUCGCUAUCAGUCUGCUUUUCUUGUUUCUUUUUUAUGUGUUUUUUUUGUUUUUUGUUUUUUCUAGUAAAUGAAAAUUGUUUGGCACAGAGCAGCUCAAAUGGUCGUUGGGUCGAGAUAACCUGUUUCAGCAAGAUGAAACGAUGGGGAAUGCAAACUUUAUUUCGGUUGCUUCUUUGUGCCAGUAUUUUGCCAACCUGUUGGUGUGCUCAUGGCAAAUAUGCUCAGAAGCUCCUGAAGGAUUUAUUCACCAACUAUACUAGUGCGCUGAGGCCCGUGGAGGACACAAACAUCAUACUGAAUGUGACCCUGCAGGUUACACUGUCACAAAUUAUCGACAUGGAUGAAAGAAACCAAAUUUUGACUGCUUAUUUAUGGAUACGGCAAGUGUGGGUUGAUGCACACCUCAGAUGGAAUAAAGAUGAUUACGAUGGACUUGAUACCAUCCGCAUACCUAGUAGUUAUGUAUGGAGACCUGAUAUAGUCCUAUAUAACAAUGCUGAUGAUCAUUUCACUGGCCCUAUGGACACCAAUGUGGUGAUCCGACAUGACGGCCAGAUAAUUUGGGAUUCCCCAGCUAUCACCAAGAGCUCUUGCAAAGUGGACGUGUCCUUCUUUCCUUUUGAUGCUCAGCAAUGCAGGUUCACCUACGGCUCCUGGACCUACAACGGAAACCAGCUGGAUAUCCAGAACGCCAUGGAUAGUGCUGACCUGGCUGACCUGGUGGAAAAUGUUGAAUGGGAGGUGCUGGGUAUGCCAGCUAAGAGGAACAUUAUUCUGUAUGGCUGCUGUGCUGACCCUUACCCUGAUGUGACCUACACACUGAAACUGAAGAGAAGGGCUUCCUUCUAUGUCUUCAACUUGCUAAUACCAUGUGUGAUGAUCUCAUUCCUGGCUCCAUUGGGCUUCUACCUGCCUGCUGACUCUGGAGAGAAGGUGUCUUUGGGUGUUACCGUAAUGCUGGCGCUCACUGUCUUUCAGCUGUUGGUUGCAGAGAUCAUGCCACCCUCUGAGAAUGUACCACUUAUUGGAAAAUAUUACAUUGCAACCAUGACCAUGAUCACAGCCUCCACUGCCCUGACCAUCUUCAUCAUGAACAUACACCACUGCGGCCCAGAUGCCAAGCCUGUUCCCAAGUGGGCCAAGAAGGUCAUUCUGCAGUACAUGGCCAGAAUGUGCUUUGUUUAUGAAGUUGGGGAGAACUGCUUGUCACCACAGCCUGAGAAACAGGAACCUCCACUCGUGAAGAACACCAACUGUACCAUGAAUGGCCAGGCAGGACCAGGCAGAGAGGACUGUGUCUUCAAAAUGGAGAGAGGACAGGAGACAGUGGGCUCCAUGGCUGCAGAAGAGAGAGAGGACAUGGACCAGAUGAUGAGUCCAAUGGGCUCAAUUGGGAAGAACCCUACCAACCACUACAGCAGUUGGAAGAAUGGCAUUUUCAUGAGCAUGGACUGUGUAGAUUCAGGGGGUCCGAGGAGAUGCAGGAAGGGAGGUGUGAGUGAUGGAGAGAGAAAAGACAGAGAGGUUUCCUGCAACACUCAAAGCAAUGAGAGUCCGCUGCUGCGUAACAUUGAGUACAUAGCCAACUGUUACAGAGAUCAGAGGGCCACACAGAAGAGGACUGGGGAGUGGAAGAAGGUAGCCAAAGUUUUAGACCGCUUCUUCAUGUGGAUAUUUUUCAUAAUGGUGUUUUUAAUGAGCCUUCUGAUCAUGGGCAAAGCCAUCUAAAUGCAGGACUGUUUGAAGGAGUCUAAAUGAGCUGGUGUAGAUACAGUAGCAUAAAGGAGAUCAGAGGUUAGUUUAUGUACUGAAAUGUAUCCAUUUAUUAAAAAUAACCUUCUGACUGCACUUUUUCCAAAUGUCUCAGGUUUUAAGAGUACAUAUACUAUUUUUUAAAUUGCUUUGUUACAAUUCUGCAUGGAUGUUCUUCUUAUUAGAGGAAAAACAGAGAAAGCAAAACCAGAAAUUGUAUGGUAUGGUAAAGAGAAAAUCUCCAAUCUGGAGGACACAACCCACCCCCCAGUUUUCCCCCAAUUGUUGCUAUCUAGUAUCCCUAACUUUCUCUCCAAUGCUAUGUGAAAGUUAUUAAGCUCAGCAAAGA
Molecule: messenger RNA, 2103 nt
Organism: Thunnus maccoyii (southern bluefin tuna)
Lineage: Eukaryota; Metazoa; Chordata; Actinopteri; Scombriformes; Scombridae
Gene: chrna10a
Product: cholinergic receptor, nicotinic, alpha 10a
Exons: 5
Coding region: 36-1730 (564 amino acids)
Biological process (GO): regulation of membrane potential; signal transduction; monoatomic ion transmembrane transport
Cellular component (GO): neuron projection; synapse; postsynaptic membrane
Molecular function (GO): acetylcholine-gated monoatomic cation-selective channel activity; transmembrane signaling receptor activity
Source: RefSeq, a predicted model, not a curated record